GCGUUGGGUGGGCACCUGUGCAACCAGUAGUUAUGCGCGGCUUGGAGGACCCUGGGCCUCGCCCUAAAGCUACCCCGUGCGGGUGCGUGAAGCCAACUCUGGAGACAGGGAAUCUUUUAACAGAGCCAAUUGGAUACUUGGAAUCCUGUUUCUUAGCCAAGAAUGGUACUCCAAGGCAGCCAACCAUUUGUAGCCACUCACGGGCCUGUUUGAGGAUUAGAAAAAGUAUCUUUAAUAAUCCUGAACAUUCCUUGAUGGGCUUAGAACAGUUUUCUCACGUUUGGAUUUUGUUUGUUUUUCACAAAAACGGUCAUUUGAGCUGUAAGGCCAAAGUGCAGCCUCCUAGGCUGAAUGGUGCAAAGACUGGUGUUUUCUCCACAAGGAGUCCCCAUCGUCCCAAUGCAAUAGGACUGACUCUGGCCAAACUGGAAAAGGUGGAAGGUGGAGCCAUAUACCUUUCUGGAAUCGACAUGAUUCAUGGCACACCUGUUCUAGACAUAAAGCCCUACAUAGCUGAUUAUGACUCACCACAAGAUUUGAUUGAGCCUUUAGGGGACUUUCAUUUACAGGAAAACCAAUGUAAACCAAAACCCAUGUCCCAAUCUGAUGGCACGAUUGACAGCUGUGACUGGCAACAGCUCUCAGGAUACGAGGAACCACAGGCCUACAUCUGCACCAAGGAGAAACCUUGCCCCGAAGACAGAACUUCAGGAGAAAAUGAUACAAAACACGAUGACGACACAGCAGAAAUCCAGCGAAACUCACCUAAGCCCAGGGAGAGAGCAGCAGAUUUGGGUGAAGAAUCAGGAAGUGGCUCGAGUCCAAGUGUGGCAGAAGGGCAGAGAGGUCCAUGGCACUUGGAGAAGAGCUUUUUAGAGGAACAAGCAGACAGCAGGUUGAGGAGAGGGAAGGAAGCAGUGGUCCCACCAGGACACAGUGCAAAGCUGCCCCCCGAGGCUCUUCCCUGCCCCUCCAGGGUGGCUGAUGCAGCCCACCGCAGUGUGGUCCCUGCCUGGGUGAGAGAGGCCCCCGUGGCCACCUUGGAAGUCCGAUUUACUCCUCACGCGGAGAUGGACCUUGAGCACCUUAGCUCAGGUGAUUCAGGUGUUGGCCGGGCUUCAUUUAAAUAUUUUCAAUCAGCAGAAGAAGUGAAGCGUGCCAUUGAGGCAGUGCUUUCAGCUGACCCUCGGUCUGUGUAUCGGCGGAAACUCUGCCAGGAUCGCCUUUUCUACUUCACAGUAGACAUAGCACACGUCACCUGCUGGUUUGGUGAUGGUUUUGCAGAGGUACUAAAGAUCAAGCCAGCUUCUGAACCUGUUCAGAUGAGUGACGCUGCAGAGUCCUUGGUGUCUCUGGGAUCGUGAGUAGCCUCCGUCACGUCUUUAAAAUGGAUGAAUUGAAGUUCCCAUCGUGGUGCAGCGGAAACGAAUCUGACUAGGAACCAUGAGGUUGGGGUUUGAUCCCUGGCCUCGCUCAGUGGGUUGAGGAUCCAGCAUUGCCAUGAGCUGUGGUGUAGGUUGCAGAUGUGGCUUGGAUCCUGUGUG
Molecule: messenger RNA, 1544 nt
Organism: Sus scrofa (pig)
Lineage: Eukaryota; Metazoa; Chordata; Mammalia; Artiodactyla; Suidae
Gene: TRMO
Product: tRNA methyltransferase O
Source: RefSeq, marked validated